Effrenium voratum is the source of this 190-nucleotide messenger RNA. The record is from the annotation of a GenBank genome assembly. NCBI's taxonomy places the organism in Eukaryota, Dinophyceae, Suessiales, Symbiodiniaceae.
GCUAUCUUCAUGACCGACCUGGCCGGGGAUCGGAUUUCGGAGAGCCCAGUGUCUACAGUGGCCAAAUUGUACGGCUCCAGUUUGGCGAAGGGCGGCUGUUGCGAGGCUGCUGCUUACUCUGCCCGGGUGACGGUCAAGCUGCCACCCGGGGUCGCAGAGGUGCGGUUUGAGGUGGCGCCGAUCCUGACAG